UGCACACCGAAUGCAGGGGGCAGCAGAGAGGGAGGGCCGAGGGGGUAGAGCUGUUGCUGUCGCCACCACAAACACGAGGGGCUAAUCUCAAUCCACAGAAUCCCAAACUCGUUUACGAAGAAAACCCAGAUCCCAAAACCCCUCUCAUGAUCAAAAACCCACAACAACAAUCCCAGUUUCAGAGCAGAUCUCUUUUAAUUUAGGCUUUUUUUUUGGGGAGGCUCAAUAAGAAAGGAGAAGAAUGAGCAGAAGCUGGGUGAGGACUUUAGGGAACGUGAGAUCUUUUGUAGGCAACGCGCUCGGGGGAUUGAGAGGAGGAAGCAAUUUGGCUUCAUGGGCUGUCGCUGGAACUCUCGCUUACUUCCUCUGGGUCAAGCCCCAAAGAGAACUCAAAAGACAACAGGAGGAGAGAGCAGCUUUAGCAGCAGCGAAUGAUCCUUAUCGUUAUGUUGAGAAGACAAAGCCCAUUCCUGAUCCUCAGGAGAGAGGAGUGAUAUAUGGAAACAAAGGGCAAAGCAAGAAACCAGACAGCUGAUUCAUAUAAAUCUGCAACUACAACUGUGAUUUACUACCCCUAGAGCGAGAGAAACUUUUUUGUUUAUGUAUAAAAUUUGCGCAAUAAUUUGAUGAACUGGAUGUACAGAGAGAAUUAAAAUUUGCUUUUCUUGUGCUGUUAUGGAUCAACUGUUUCAUGUUUUUCUU
This is a messenger RNA of Asparagus officinalis (garden asparagus), 702 nucleotides long. RefSeq lists its product as uncharacterized. NCBI's taxonomy places the organism in Eukaryota, Viridiplantae, Streptophyta, Magnoliopsida, Asparagales, Asparagaceae. Bases 242 to 535 code for a protein of 97 amino acids. The record is from RefSeq and is a predicted model, not a curated record. The transcript has 3 exons.